Molecule: messenger RNA, 13413 nt
Organism: Closterium sp. NIES-67
Lineage: Eukaryota; Viridiplantae; Streptophyta; Zygnematophyceae; Desmidiales; Closteriaceae
Source: the annotation of a GenBank genome assembly
AUCCCUUUCCAAGAUAGGAGCUGCUGAGCAGAUCAUGGUAUGACACCCAACGUUGUGUUGUUGGCAGUUGUCCCUUUCCCAUCAUGGGGCUCCCAAGCCCAACUCACGUGAUUGUUUCGCUUCUCAGAUAGCUGUCUGCACGCAUGGCCAAGCCGUGGGAAGCCGUGUGGCAUUAAGCACCGCCAGAUGCGAAAAUGUCGGGGCUAUCAUCGGACCUAUUGCUGGCGAUUCCUCCCAGCACGGCGCAGGCGCUGAUGGUGUCUUCGCCCAGCCGCUCGCCGCGUUCGGCGGCGGUUGGCUCCGCUGAAGUGAGUCCGCGAGGGAGGAGGCUCCGAGCGGCCGUCGACAUCAUCAUCGCGCGAACCGUCGAAUCCUUCUUCGACCUUCCGCCUUCCACCACGCUCUCGUCGCCGCACAAGCCUCGUUCGCGUUCCGGAUCACCCCAGCGUUCCCCGUCGCACAAGUACCAGCAGGAGAAGCAGCAGCCGCUGCAGCAACCGUCGCAGCAGCAACAGCACAAGGGGCAGGGCAGGCAACAGGAGAAUUCCAGACCUUCUCAAGGGCACCGUGCGGGAGACCGAGCCUCAGUGGGAGCGAGGGGAGGAGAAGUGGCGGGUGGGGUAGCGAAUGGCAGUUUCGGCAGCCCCACGAGCGGUGGCGGUGGGCGGAUGACGCUGUUCGCAGGAGUUGCAGGGCGAGAGCCUGGCAGUGGCGAGGAUGGCGAGGCGGAGACGCCCAAGCUUCUUGCCAAGUCACCAGGCCCUUUCUCUCCCCGAGGCCGCGCCCCGUCUUUCCCCAUGGAUGUCGACUUCCCAGCACUGCUUGUCUCUCGCCCACUCCAAGCCUCACCCACACGCGCCCGCUCUCCACCUCCCCCCCUCUCCUCCGGCUCCUCCUCCUUCUCCUCCGCCUCGUCCAUCUCGUCCGCCUUCACCUUUUCCCCCGCCUCAACCCCGCCACCCACGCUCACCGCCCUGCCCUCGUCCAUUGCCUCCUCCUCCUCCCCCUCGCCCUCCUCUUCUUCCUCCUCCUCUGGCACCGCAGCUGCACCUGCCGCGCCCCCCAUGUCUCUCCACCAGCCCCUGUGUUUCCCCGGUGCCCAGCCCAUGCACCCAUCCGAUGACGCGCCUUCCCUCGCGGCUGCCUUCGCUGCAGCCAAGUCCGCGCAGGCUGCGGCCUGCAAGUCCCCCGUCGCCUCCCCUCUCUCAUCCCCCAGUCCCUCUCCCUGCCCCACACCGUCCCGCCGCCGCCUGCCGCCAUUCCCGGAGCCGCCCAUGGCGGCGUGUCUGUUCGACGCCAUGGACAAGCUGCUCUCCGUGUCCACGGGUGCUGCGGAGCUCGCCGCCGCUCCUCCGCCCUCCCUUGCCUCGCUCGCCGCAGACGCUCCUGCGGCCGGCGCUCUGGGCCCUCUCUGGGCCUCAGGCUCGGGAGCAGGCCCUGGGAAGGGGCUGGCAGGAGGGGGGAUGGUGGGGCUGGAAGGGCUCAUGGGCGGCCUUGGCAUGCUUGCUGCCGGCACUAGCACUGGCGCUGGCGCUGUCAGUGCGGGAGGCGGGGGUGGAAGCAAAGGGGCUGGCGGUGGCGGGCCCCAGCCGCGCACUUUGCUGGGCCUGGUGGACCCUCGUGAGGCGUCGACUGCAGUAGCGCCGUCUAAGAGCCGCAGGCAGCUGGAAGCGCUGAGGAAGGGGGCCGCAUCCGGUCAGCUGGGGCUCGUUUCUCGUUCCCUGGAUGGCAGGGGUGCCUCUACCAAGGGGGCAGCAGGCGUGGGAAGAGGAGGGCAGCGGCAAGGGAAAGCAGGGGCGAGAGGCCAUGGUUUGGGGCUGGAAGUGAGCGGGCAGCAGGGGCGGGAUGGGAGCAGUGCGCGGGGUGGUAAGGUGGGUGAGCAGGAGAAUGAUGCAGAGGAUGGGCUGGAUGAGAAGGCAAGGCUUGAGAGGCAGAAGGAGAGGGAGCGGGAGGAGCAUUCACGGCGGGUGGUGGAGGAGCAUGGCAGAGCGGUGGCGGCGGCGGAGAGCAUGUCUCAGGCGGACCGAGUCACCUUCGAUGGGCCGCUCGUGGGAGGGCUGUCCGCGCCUCUGCAGCUGCCCAGCUUCUCGGGCGGAGGGCUGCCGUGGCGCCGCAACAAGGCGCCGCCCCCCUUCGCUGCGGGCGCGCAUGUCGUGCAGGCCUUGCAGCAGGCGGAGCGGGAUGGGGCGGAUGGAUCAGGGGAUACUCGAACCAGUGAAGCUGCAGCAGUCGGGAUUCGGACAGAAGCAGCAACAUUAGGAGCAGAAGCUGCAGCGGCGCAAGUGAGAAGCAGAACGGGCUCAGGAAGCGAGCUAUCGAAUCCCCCUGCCGAGCAGCAACGGCUGGGUGUUGGUGGAGGGGCACAGCUGCCCACCUUGAGCCUUGCCGCUGCCUUCGGGGGGCUUGCCUCCGCAUCUCAAGGGGCAGAUUUGGGAGGAGGGAUUUUUGACCUGAGCGCUGCCAGCGGGGGCGGUAGUGGCGGCGGCAAUGAGGGUGCUGGUAGCAGUGGAGGUGGUGAUGGCGGGUUUAUGGGCGCGUUUGAUUCCCUAUUUAAUGCUUCAUCUUGUGGUGGCAGCGCUGGGGGCUUGCAGGUGCAGCCCCUUCAAACGUUCCAAGUUGAAACCAUGGUGGAUGAGCUGGAGGGGCCAGAAAGGGCGGAGAUGGGGAUCGUGAAGACUGCACAUACAACGAAAGACGAGCGCAGGGAGAGGGAGCGGGAGGAGCAUUCGCGGCGGGUGGUGGAGGAGCAUGGCAGAGCGGUGGCGGCGGCGGAGAGCAUGUCUCAGGCGGACCGAGUCACCUUCGAUGGGCCACUCGUGGGAGGGCUGUCCGCGCCUCUGCAGCUGCCCAGCUUCUCGGGCGGAGGGCUGCCGUGGCGCCGCAACAAGGCGCCGCCCCCCUUUGCUGCGGGCGCGCAUGUCGUGCAGGCCUUGCAGCAGGCGGAGCGGGACGGGCAGACGGCGGUGGUAGGUUUGGGUUCACAGGGGGGCAUAGCAGGUGUGUGCUUGGAUGGAGGAGAGGCAGCUGGCGCAACUGGCGGCGGUGGUGGUGGCAGAGGAGGGAAGAUAAACGCCAGACGGGAAGGAUUGCACAUGGGGCUGGAGGAAGAGGGAGGGGCGGGUACUGUGGCUGCUGCUGCUGCCGCUGCUGGGGGGACAGGUGUAGGUGUUAGAGGUAUUUCUGGUGGGCUGUCGCUAGCGGCGGCAUGGAGUGCAGGGGUGGUGGGAGGGGGGGGCAUGGAGCAGCAGCAAAUGGUGCAGGUGGAGGAGAGUGAGUUGGGUGCUGGGUCUGGCCUCAUGAGUGCCUUCGACUCGCUCUUCUCUGCUUCAGCUGGUGCUGCUACUCUGCCUCACUCACACCAGCCUCUUGGGAGUUUUGGCUUGGGUGGUAUCACAUUGGGCUCCCUGCCUUCAUUGCAGCUGCAGCAGCAGCAGCAGCAUCCACAGCAGCAACCGCUACGUUCGAAGCAGAUAACUCAGGUGCAGAGAAGGAGCAGGGAUGAGGAGGAGGAGGAGGAGGAGGAGGAGGAGGAAGAAGGCGGUGAGAGUGAGCGCAGGGAGAGGGAGCGGGAGGAGCAUUCGCGGCGGGUGGUGGAGGAGCAUGGCAGAGCGGUGGCGGCAGCGGAGAGCAUGUCUCAGGCGGACCGAGUCAUCUUUGAUGGUCCGCUCGUGGGAGGGCUGUCCGCGCCUCUGCAGCUGCCCAGCUUCUCGGGCGGAGGGCUGCCAUGGCGCCGCAACAAGGCGCCGCCCCCCUUUGCUGCGGGCGCGCAUGUCGUGCAGGCCUUGCAGCAGGCAGAGCGGGAUGGGCAGAGUGCGGUGGUAGGUUCUGCAGCACAGGAAGGAGGGGCAAGUGGGGCAACUGGUGGCUGUGGUAGUGGCAGAGGCGAGAUUGGUGCCGGAAGUGAAGGAUUGCAAGUGGGGCUGGAGGAAGAGGGAGGGGCAGAGACACUAGUGGCAGGGGCGGGUGUUAGAGGUAUGUCUGGUGGGCUGUCGUUAGCGGCGUGGAGUGCAGGGGCGGUGGAAGCAGGGGGCAUGGAGCAGCAGGAAACGGUGCAGGUGGAGGAGAGUGAGUUGAAUGCUGGGUCUGGCCUCAUGAGUGCCUUCGACUCGCUCUUCUCUGCUUCCGCUGGUGCUGCUACUCUGCCUCACUCACAGCAGCCUCUUGGGAGUUUUGGCUUGGGUGGUAUCACAUUGGGCUCCCUGCCUUCAUUGCAGCAGCAGCAGCAGCAUCCACAGCAGCAGCAGCAUCCACAGCAGCAGCAGCAGCAGCCACAGCAGCAACCUCAACGUUCUAUGCAGGUUGCUCAGGUGCAGAGGGGGAGCAGGAAUGAGGAGGAGGAAGAGGAGGAAGAAGAAGAAGGCGGUGAGAAUGAGCGCAGGGAGAGGGAGCGGGAGGAGCAUUCGCGGCGGGUGGUGGAGGAGCAUGGCAGAGCGGUGGCGGCAGCGGAGAGCAUGUCUCAGGCGGACCGAGUCACCUUCGAUGGGCCGCUCGUGGGAGGGCUGUCCGCGCCUCUGCAGCUGCCCAGCUUCUCGGGCGGAGGGCUGCCGUGGCGCCGCAACAAGGCGCCGCCCCCCUUUGCUGCGGGCGCGCAUGUCGUGCAGGCCUUGCAGCAGGCAGAGCGGGAUGGGCAGAGUGCGGUGGUAGGUUCUGCGGCACAGGAAGGAGGGGCAAGUGGGGCAACUGGUGGCGGUGGUGGUGGCAGAGGGGAGAUUGGUGCCGGAAGUGAAGGAUUGCAAGUGGGGCUGGAGGAAGAGGGAGGGGCAGGGACACUAGUGGCAGGGGCGGGUGUUAGAGGUAUGUCUGGUGGGCUGUCGUUAGCGGCGUGGAGUGCAGGGGCGGUGGAAGCAGGGGGCAUGGAGCAGCAGGAAACGGUGCAGGUAGAGGAGAGUGAGUUGAAUGCUGGGUCUGGCCUCAUGAGUGCCUUCGACUCGCUCUUCUCUGCUUCCGCUGGUGCUGCUACUCUGCCUCACUCACAGCAGCCUCUUGGGAGUUUUGGCUUGGGUGGUAUCACAUUGGGCUCCCUGCCUUCAUUGCAGCAGCAGCAGCAGCAGCAUCCACAGCAGCAGCAGCAGCCACAGCAGCAACCUCAACGUUCUAUGCAGGUUGCUCAGGUGCAGAGGGGGAGCAGGAAUGAGGAGGAGGAAGAGGAGGAAGAAGAAGAAGGCGGUGAGAAUGAGCGCAGGGAGAGGGAGCGGGAGGAGCAUUCGCGGCGGGUAGUGGAGGAGCAUGGCAGAGCGGUGGCGGCGGCGGAGAGCAUGUCUCAGGCGGACCGAGUCACCUUCGAUGGGCCACUCGUGGGAGGGCUGUCCGCGCCUCUGCAGCUGCCCAGCUUCUCGGGCGGAGGGCUGCCGUGGCGCCGCAACAAGGCGCCGCCCCCCUUUGCUGCGGGCGCGCAUACGGCUGUGGAGGGGGGCAGCAGCGAGGGCAUCAAGAGUUCAAGCAGUCACACGAGAACGGAGCCGUCAGGAGCGCACAAUGUGCUGUCGCCCCCAGGUGCCAGGGCAGCUGAGACAGGGCACUCAGGCACAGCAGCUGUCACGUCACCUCCUCUCAGCCUGGCUGCUGCGUUCGGAGGGCUGGCAGGGCUGUCCUCAGGAGCAGGCGGGGAGGGGGAGGGCGUGCGAGGCAGCAUGGCGAGGGCACCUGGGGGGGGCAUGAGCGGAGGUGGUGGUGGUGGGCCUGCUGGGGGAGGACUCGGGCUCAUGGGCGCGUUUGACUCGCUGCUCUCUGCGUCCUCAGGGGGGCCAGCUGCUGUGAGCGGGCAGCAUAGCAUGGCAGCGGGCCAGGCUCAGCCUGGCACGCUCUCGCCUGUUCCCGUCCAUGCGCCCACUGUGUCUACCUCCUCACCUAUCCCCCACUCCACAGCCCAUUCCACCACUCCAUCCCUCCCGCCCGCGCCCAUCCUCUCUCCCUUCUCCAACCAGCCAGCGGCCAGGGACUCCCUGGAGGCCAUCUUCCAGGUGUCCAAGCUUCACGGGGGCGUCUCGCCCUCUGUGGAUAACCGCCACCUGCUCGCCUUCCCGUCGCCGCGCAUCCACACCCCCUCACUCCUCUCUGGAGCCCCCGCACACGCUGGACCAGACCCGGGCAGCGCCAUACACGGCGCUGCAAGGCUGGGAGCAGGCGUGCCUCCGCUGAUCCUUACUCCCUUCUCCAAUGCGCCAGCAUCGGCCAACUCCCUGGAAGCGCUCUUCCAGGUGUCGAAGCUGCAUGGAGGGAUCUCGCCCUCCAUGGAUAAUCGCAACCUCGCAUCCUUCCCCUCGCCCCCCCUCCACAAGCAACAACACCCACACCCAACUGCCGCUGCUUACAAGACCCCCCCAGGGGGUGCAGCGAGGAGCCUUGGCCUCCAGUCCACAGCUCAAUCUGUGUUUCCACGCUCCACGUCUGCCCCCCCCGCCCACCCUGCCAUUGACGCUGCUGCUGACGUGGCGUUGCAGGGGCUGCCCCUGCGCAGAACAGGCUCCGCUGAGCUGCAGCCACUCUCCCCACGCUCAGCUGAGGCCGCUGUGAAAGCUCCUUCUGCAGUUGCUGCUUCUGCCCCGACCGCUUCUGCUCUUGCUGCUCCCUUGGAUAGGGUGUCUGCCUCCUCUUCCCCUGCAUCCUUGUCUGUGUGCACUGUCCCCAUCUCCUCAUCGGCACCAUUGGCAGCAACAGCAACAGCAACAGCAGAAUUGACAGAAGCAGCUGCAGGAGCAGAGUCAGAGCCCUUGUCAUCCCUGGCAGCCAAGUUUGCAUCGUUGCUUCUAGCUGGGUCAGGGCCAGGCCUUCCGCUCGACCCCAACCCAUCCCCCCAUGCCCGCUUCGCCAUGCAAACUGGCUUCCCCCUCUCUCCUCACCUCCCCUCAACCUCCCCCCGUCUGUCCACACCAGCAGCCAGAACCCCUAGUCCGCAGCUAGCCCUCAGUCCGAAGAUGGCUCUGGCAACUUUGGUGGGGCACCUGGGUCCAGUAAGCCCUCUUUGCGUUCCCUCCCCUGCCGCUCGCCCCGCCCCUGCUCUUCACCCCUCUCCGCCUGCCUCUCCUCUCGAAAAGCUCUUCAAUUUAUCCAAGGGCGCGGGCGCCGUGCCUCUGUCCCCUACGCUGAGCCCCAGUGCGUCCCGCCCGAAGACCCUUCUAGGCCUUGUUCAUCCACGGAAGUCCCCUUGCCCCUCCUCUUCCAUCUCCUCUUCUCCCUUCUCCCCUGCCGUCUUCCCUUCGGCAUGUGGCUCUGGAAGCAGGGAUGUCAGUGAGGCUGGCAACAGGCCAGGGGGGAGUGGAGGGAAGAGCAGCAGUGCGAGGGCAGCCGCUGUGGCAGGCGAGGGUGCUGCUGGCGCUACCACCUCAGAAGGAAACGGUGCCAUGAGAGGGUCUGCUCUGAGACCCAGGCAAAAGGGCGGCAGCCAGAAGCAGCAGCAGCAGCAGCAGCAGCAGCAGCAGGUGGCGCAGGUGGAGCAGUCGUCAGAGGUGUACAGGCACGAGUGUGUGGGGCUCACUGACUUGGGGCCGCUAGGGGGAGGCGGGCAGGAGGAGAGGCAGUUCCAGCUAGCGCUCCCCAACUUCAAGCAGAACGGGCCGGGCUUCCUCAGGCGCGGCCCACGGGACACGGGCAGCAGUGCUCCCGCGGCAAACUCUGGUGCUGCUUCCUCCGCCACCCCCCUUGCCUCGUCACACCCCGCGUUGCAACGAGGAGAGGACAGGGAAGGGGGGAGCGAGGGCGAGGGUGGAGGCGAGGGGGAGGGUGACCUUUCUGAGUUGUGGAUGCGAGCGCCCACUCUGGCGCCCGAGAACUGGGACAUUGACAGCGACCCAGGUGCAGGGGCAUGUGCGAGUGGGGCAGGUACAGGCGACUGGGGCAGCAGCGGUAAGCUGGACAAAGUUGUGGAGGAGGGGCGAGAGAAGGAGGAGGAUGGGGAUGAGGAGGGACGGGGAAGGCAGCUGCAUGGGAAAGAGGAGGCGAAAGAGGAGGGUAUGGGGGAAGGGGGUAAGGAGGAUGGUGGAGAGGGCAAAGCGGAGGUGGAUGUGGAGCGGAUGAUGGGCAUGCUGCAGCAGCUGCAGACGCCGCUCGCCGACGUGAGGGCAGCGCUCGUGGCGGGGGGGAGAGGUGCGGAGGAGUUUGAGGCUGCUGCACGCGUUCUAGAGGCGGACUUGAGAAGGUUCCUGGAAGCGAGACAGCACACGAAGGACAAGGCAGAUGGUGGAGUGAAAGGGUUGGGGGUUUCUAGGGAAGGGAACGGUGCUGGGAUGGUGGAGCCUGAGAGCAAUAGCGGAGGGGCAGGGGAGGAUGCGGUGGAGAAGGAGGUCGAGGCGGUGGUGGCUCCGCCUGUGUUGGGGGGGGAGAGCAGGCAGGGGCAGCAGCAGCGGAGCAGACCUAUUGGCGAGGGUGGCUCAGAGGGGGGUAGAGUAGCAGCUGAUCCAAGCAAGAGCAGUGGUGCCAGUAUUGCUGCACAAACAGCUGGGAACGGCAGAGGAGGAGGAAGCGAGGUCGUGGGAGUUGGAGAAAGGAGGAGGAAGGAGGAUACCAAAAGUCAUGCAGAUGAGGUAUUUGAUGUGUCAAAACAUGACCUACUUGUGCGAGGCAAGCAGGGCAAGCAGCAGGGGAAACAGCAGGGGAAACAGCAGGGGAAGAAGGGGAAGGAGGCGGGCGUGGUGGCAGAUACGGCAUCAGGUGUGGCUCCAGCAGAGCUGGAGGCGGCUCUGAAGCGCGAGCUCCAAGCGCAGGCCAAGGGACAACCCGAACCAGGCGAGGUGGAUGCAUCAGAUGCAGCAACCCAGGCACGAAGCCUCAAGGGGGGGGUGGGCAGAGCAGGGCCGGGGAGGAGAGGCGAGGCAGUGGAGGUGCCAGUGGUGGGGGGCAAGGUGGUGCUGAGCGGCAAGAUACUCGUGGGGCAGCACAUCCAGUUCUCUGGCACCUGGUCCCCACUCGGUCUGCCCCAGUCCGCAUCGCUCUCCUCCACUGCUGAUUCCGCCUCGCCCGGUCCAGAGGACAUUGGGUCUGGCGCCCAUGCUGCCGCUCAAGGAGGUGCAGAGUCGCCAGUAGGAGGGGGCGAUGGGCAGCAGGACGUGCAGCAGCAGCAGCAGCAGCAGCAGCGGCGGCGGCGGCACAGGCAGCGGACGUUGCGCAAGCAGGAUAGGAGCUUAGAGAGCCUGAGCGAGGCGGAGGUGGAGAGGGAUAGGCGGAGGAGGAGCGGGCGCAUGGUGAGCAGCAUCAGCGUGGGGGGGAUGGGUGGGAACCGGCAGGGCACUCCAGGCAGCAGCACGGGGAGCGGGCGGCAGGAUGCGAGAGAUAGUGCAAGGGGUGGCCCUAGGGACAGUGUUAAGGACGCAGGAAGGGAGGGGUCGAAGGAGAGUGGUCGGCGGAAGAAAGUGAGUGGGAAGGACGAGAAGGGCAGCAAGGAAGGGCGAGGGCAGGAAUGGAGUGGGAAGGAAGGGAAGGGAGCGGGUGAGGAGAUGCAACCAGACAGUGGCUUGUCAGGGGGGAGGGCAGAGGAGAAGGCAGGGGAGCGUGCAAAGGAAAAGGCAGGGGAAAAGGCAGGGGAGAAGGCAGGGGGCGAGGGUGCGGAUGAUGGGGAGGAGGUGUUCUAUGAUGCGAGGGAGGUGGUGAGCUCGCCCGCCUCAGAGGACGACAGAGGCAGCCACCGCUCCCACAGGCACGCCCCAGCGAGAAUGGCCUCUCCUAGCGCUCCCUCCGCUGCUGCUGUGGAUGCCACCGCGCCCGGUGUGGGCAUUGCGGAGGAGAAGGGGGCAGCGAGGCACGGGAAGGAGGGAAAGAGUGGUUCAGGUUCAGGUGUUGCAAGGACGCGUUCCGCGGUGAAGGGGAAGGGUGGGAGCGGCAGCAGCAUUGGAAGGAGAAAGGAGUCAAAGGCAGGGGAGGAGAAGGGAGCAGCUAGGGAGCUGAAAGGUGCUGGCAGUGGUGAAGGCGCAGCAGGGGGAGGGGAGAGCUGGUCAGCGCAGGGUGAUACGAAGGGUGGCAGUCAGUCCAGCGGUGCUGGCCGCUCAGAUGAGGCAGGGAAGAGCGGGCAGCAUGCAGACAAGGGUGGCGGGAAACGCGGUUCAGGGGACAGCCCAAGAGGUGGGAGGAAGGAGAAGGAACCAGAGGCUGUUGGUGAGCGACGCAAGCCCAAGAGCAAAGGCAGCAAGAAAGGAGGGGCAGGGGGGCGCACAGCGGCAGGGGCAUCGUCAUUAGGGAAGGCAGAUACGGGGGCCAGUCCCACAGUUUCCUCGCCAGCCUCGUCCUCCACGUCCUCCCUCUCACUCGCGCGUCCAGACAGCAGUGGGCGGAGCAGCAUGGGUGCGGGGCGUGGGGUGGCGUGUGCGUCCAUCCGCCGCACGGUGUCGGACCUCACAGAGGAGAUCAGCGCCCUCAAGGCCGCCACCCUCCUCAUCGCCACCCCUGCUGCCGCCGCCGCCGCCGCUGCCGCUGCUGCUGCUGCGGCACCUGGCGCUUGUGAUUCGGGUCCAGCGAGCAGCAGUGGGGAGGGUGAUGGGUUGAGUGGUGGAGGCAGCGUCCAAGCAUCGCAGCUGCCACAGCUGUUCACGCCUGCGUGCAGCACGGCAGCAGCGCGCAAGGCCCACCGCACGGCUGCUGCCAUCUCGGCCCUGCGCGAGGCAGCUGGGCGGGAAGGCCCCCUGCCUGCUCUUGUCUGCGCUCCUCCCACUCUGCCCUGUGGGGACGCUCCCACACGAGAAGAAGCGUGGAGGCGGCUGGGCAGCAGGUGGAAGGGGCAGGACGACCUGGCAAUCGGCACCGAGACAGCUUCUGCUUCCGCAGCUGGAGCUGUAGCAGGGGCCCCCCUGCCGUCCCCUGCGUCGCUGGUCCCACGCGCCGUGCCAGGCUUUGUGGCCAUCGACCUGCCCCUUGCGGCGGGCCCCUUCUCGUCGGCGCCCCACAGCGCCACGGCCAUCUGGCACAUGCUGCAGCUCAACGCCGCGCCGCUGCUCUCCGGCCCGCCCACUGCCCUCGUGUCACAGUCGUGCUCGCUCUCCCCCCUGCACUCGUCGGGAAUGGGCCUGGGGUGUGAGCCGCGGUGGGGGUCGGGCACGCUGAGGAGCAGCGUGGAUGCGCUGCUGCAGCUGGGGCAGGACGGGGGCGACCUGGACUGGGCAACCGGCACCACUGGCUUAACUGGUGGGGGUAAUGCAGCGGACGGGGCAGGUGCUGCUGGGGCGCCUCAGCUGAGCCCUUCCGUGCGCAGCCCGCAAGGAGGGGUGGCAGGGUGGCGGCGGCUGGUGGUGCCGAUACACCAGGGGCUGGGGGACAAGGAGGACUACGAGGAGGGGCAGGUGUGCCCGCUCUCGCGCUCCAACAGCGCCAAUGUUGAGGCGCUCCUCGCGGAUGCACACACGGCCGCCGCUGCUGCUGCUGCUCUGUCUGCUGCCGCUGCUGCUGCUGGUGCUGUUGGUAGUGCGUUGGGUGGCACACAGGAGGGGCUGAAUGCCGGUGCUGCUUCCCGUGAGGGCCAAUCGAAGGAGUACGGCAUGGGGUAUGCAGACAGCACGAGUGGGAGAAAGGGCAGGGGAGGAGGAAAAGGAGGAGGUAGUGGUGGUGGGGCAUCCAGGGGGAAGGGGAAGCGUAAGGAGAUGGCUAUAGCAGAGGAAGAGAGUGGGGCGGAGGAGAGCCUGCAGGAGAGUGCAGCGGACAGCGACAGCAGCCUGGUGUUGGCUGCGCCUGUUGCGGCGGGGUCAGCCGGGCCGACCAGCCGGCUGCGCCCCAUGAAGACAGCCCCUGCGGGCGCGCUGGCGUCACUGGCCAGCUUCUUCUCCUCCAAGGCCAAGCACACCCGCUCUGGCAGCUCCGGAGGGGACGGCGGCUCUGCCCACAAUGCGCGCGCUGCCACCCCUGCCAGCGGUGGGAGCAGUGGGGGCGGUGGCAUGGCGAGAGAAGGAGUGGGCUCAGCAGGAGGCAGUGGGGGUGCGUGGAGUCCGGCAGAGGCGGCUGUCAGGUCCACACACCCUCACGCAUACCCCCCUGCUGCUCAAGUCCUCACUCCUCUGCCCCUCGCACCUGGUGCCGAUGCUGCUGCACUUUCCGUUUCUUCUCCUCCCAGCAAGACCCCCCCUCGUUCCCCUCCGCUGCUGUCAGCAUCCACUUUGGCGCCCCCAGGGGCAGCUGGGCCUGCUACCAGCGUUGCCACUGCCUCUGCUGCAGGAGGCGCCAGUGGCUCGUAUGGGGAAAGGCAUGCUGUGGGAGCAUCAAAUGCAGGGGACAGCAGCGCAGGCGCUCAUGACCCCUCCAGCAUUGCUGCCGGCAGCCCCAGCAUCUCCCUUUCGCGCGGCCUCUCCCCUCUCUCCCGCCCUGCCACUUAUGCCUCUGCUGUUGCUGGUGCAGCUGCUGGGACGGCAGGAGCAGGAGCAGGGGCAGGAGGGGAUGGCAACCGCAGUGCAGCAGGGUCGAGUCCUGAAGACGGGGCAGCAGCAGGGCAGCAAGCAGCACGGCCUGGCUCUUAUGUGGCGGAGGAAGACUGGAGAGACGCGGGCAGCGGCAGCAACAGCAGCAGCCCGGUGCGUUCGAUCCGGUCUUGCCAGUCGAUGGGGAGUGAGGUGCACGUGCAGCAGAUCAUCCACCACCACCACCAUCACCACCACCACCACCAUGCCCUCCUCCCGUUCCGCCGCAAGAAGGGGCGCAAGCAUGCAGGGACGGAGACAGUGACGACAACGGUGGAGGAGAUGGGUGCGGAGGGGAGUGUGGGCAGCAUGUCAGGGUCGCCGUCCAGCAGCAGCUUCGUGAGUGCGAGCAGCUUCAAGAGCCAGGGCAGUGUGGCGCAGAUCAUUCCGCACCAGAGGACCAACAGCAGCGGAGCCAGCAGCACGCGCGGCGCCUCGCCCGCCAGCAGCAGGGCCUCCACUGCUGCCGGUGCGGGUGGGGCUGCCGCUGCUGGCGCUGGCAGCAGCGGGCGGGGCGGCAGCAGUGGUGGUGGCAGCAACGGGGGGGGGUCACGGUCUGCAGUUCAGGAGGUGGGAGCAUCGCUGUCGAGUGGAGGCGAGUCAGAGGCGGACAGCGACAUGGACGUGAUAGAUGAGCAGGCCCUUCUAGCAGCAGCCAAGCGCACAGCGGGCCUCACCUGCUGUGUGCGCCCCAGGGUGUUUGACUGAUGCGGGCUUGCAGGGCAAAGGGUGCAGCCAUGCCCCCAUCGCAGGUCUGCAAUUGCAGUUUAGGCUCGUCUUGUGAUAGGGAGGCCAGUGAGCCUUGGUGGGGCGUAUGGAAGUUGCUGCGUUUGGGCAAGGGGAUUCAGUAUAUAGGAGUGGAGCAUAAGGGUUGAUGGCGAGGGUAAUGGGUACUGCCAUAUUGACAAUGAGAAGCCUCUACGUUUUCCUAUCUAUCGUAUGGUACUAUUUAUGUAGCAACUGUGGGUAGAUGCCUGCUUCUGGUAGUUUUUGGUAGUGCAUGAUUGAGCUUUCAUAUUCAAAUGCCACAGCACCCUGUACUGAUAGG